Molecule: messenger RNA, 771 nt
Organism: Triticum turgidum subsp. durum (durum wheat)
Lineage: Eukaryota; Viridiplantae; Streptophyta; Magnoliopsida; Poales; Poaceae
Source: the annotation of a GenBank genome assembly
AUGAAGACUCCUCGUCGUGAUUCCUCACCUUACUCGUCGGUUGCUUCAGCUUCUGUCCCGAUAGAUGUGACACUCCAGUCUGCUCUAGGGGUGCACACAAAGCUGCUAGUAUCUGAUCUUGAUUGCAUGACUUCCUCACAGAUGGAGUAUGCAAUUAAGCCGCUUCGCGAGGUCGCUAACUCCUUGCAAGGCUGGAUGGUGCAUAUUGGGAGCUUUCUAGAGCGCGCAGAGGCUACUCUGCAAAGGUUCCCUCUUGCACAGGCUCCCGUGGUUGAUUCUUCUGUUGGCUUUAUGGAUGAGGUGGUUGCGAAGCUCUUUGGUAGCUUCUCGCCCCGUGUUGGGUCUAGUUUGACGCCCCUUGUGUUGCAGGACUCCGUGGGUGAGGCAUCUGUCGAGGUUGUGUCUUCGGUGCUGCAGAUCAUGCCCGAGUUGCAGGUGUUGUGUGGGGAAGAUGUUUCGCCUGCGUCGAUGGAGCAACUCAAGUUGGGCUCUCUGCAGGCUUCGAAGGUGGACCAUGUGUCCUCACCACCACCCGUGGAGCCUUGUCAGGCUUCGGACGUGGACUUGGUGCCCUCACCACCACCCGUGGAGCCUUGUCAGGGGUCAGACAACCUACCUCUCAGCAUCGUGGAGCACGGAGUUUUUGAUGUUGCUGCCCUUCCUUCGUCUACGACCGCCGGGCAAGUGAUGCCUUUGAGUGGCAUGACCAUUGAGCCACUUGUGUUGGCACCUACUCCAAAUCUAAAUGAUCUUUUCGUGAAGGAAAUCUGA